AUGACCGACACAGCGAAAAACCUCAUGAACGGAAUAUCCGGCGCCCUAGCCUCAGAAGGCGACAUGCUCCAAAUGACCCUAGUAACCUUCAUCGGCCUAUCCUGGUACAACAUCGCCGAACUAGUCGUCCUCGUCCCGUCAACCUUCCGACGCUGGCGCGGUCUCUACUUCUGGUCCCUUCUCAUAUCCGGCACACUAGGCGUAGUCCCCUACUCAAUCGGAUUUCUCAUGAAAUUCUUCACCCGCGCCGACUCAGUCCUCUCCGUCACCGUCCUCACAAUCGGCUGGUGGACAAUGGUAACCGGACAAUCUGUGGUUCUAUAUUCACGCCUUCAUCUCGUCCUCCGUGACGAGAGACUCCUCCGACGAAUAUGGUGGCUCAUCGUGGCGAAUUUCUUCCUCCUCCACGUGCCCACGACCGUCCUAACCUAUGGCGCAAAUAUAGUCCACGUCGACAAAAUGUCCUGGGUAAACGGGUACAAUAUAAUGGAGAAAGUCCAAUUAACCGGCUUCACAAUGCAAGAGGGUCUCCUAUCAACACUGUACGUGAUUGAAACGGUGAAAUUACUUCGUCUCGGUGCAGACGCGGCAACUCGUCCGGAUAGUCGGUCAAUUAUGUACCAACUCAUCGGGAUAAAUUGUGCAAUUAUGGCGAUGGAUUUGUUACUGCUUAGUCUUGAGUAUGCGAAUUUGUACGCGGUGCAGAUCACGCUGAAGGGGUUUAUUUACUCGCUUAAGUUGAAGCUGGAAUUUGCUGUUUUGGGGAAAUUGGUUGAUUUGAUUCAGGGGUCUAGACAUCCGGUUUCAAUUGCUAUUGCGGAUACUUUCCCGCUUUGUUCGUUUACGAGGCAGACUGAGCAUGAGCAUGAGAAUGAGAAUGGCUCUGGUGGUGGUGUUGGGGGCGAGAGGCAGGUGGAUGGUGAAGCGCAGUGUGUGUCUGAGGCGAAGGACUUUCUUGCUGCGCCGGAUCUUGCGAGGGUUGUUGGGGGAAGGGAAAGGGUUUGCUGA
Penicillium cosmopolitanum is the source of this 1008-nucleotide messenger RNA. RefSeq lists its product as uncharacterized. The coding region runs from base 1 to 1008 and encodes 335 amino acids. The record is from RefSeq and is a predicted model, not a curated record. The transcript has a single exon. NCBI's taxonomy places the organism in Eukaryota, Fungi, Ascomycota, Eurotiomycetes, Eurotiales, Aspergillaceae.